Messenger RNA from Kwoniella botswanensis, 2109 nucleotides. RefSeq lists its product as uncharacterized. Lineage: Eukaryota; Fungi; Basidiomycota; Tremellomycetes; Tremellales; Cryptococcaceae. The coding region runs from base 1 to 2109 and encodes 702 amino acids. The transcript is spliced from 2 exons. The record is from RefSeq and is a predicted model, not a curated record.
AUGAGAUUCCUUUCCCUCGUCUCCCUACUUCCCUUACUCGCCACGGCCAACGCCAAUGUCAAUCCCACUCCGAACCCAUCCUUAGCUACUAGCGAUACAACGCAAGUAGCAGCAGGAGUAGCAGACAAGGGGAAUGUAGAAGCGAGACAUCAUUCCAAAUGGUUCAUGAAUAGAUUGAAGAGGUCAAAGAGUUUAGAGAUGGAAAGGCAGGAAGUAGAAGUGGCCGUGAAACCAGAGAAAGAGAAGAGAAAUGUGAUUCAGAAAGUGGUCAAAAGGAGGAAAAGAGCUACUACCUCCAAUGGUACUUGUUCAGCUAACACUGUUACCGUCACCGUCACAACCAGUGUGAUCUCCUCUACCUCGCCAUCAUCGACUUACCUCUCAUCUAUGUCUUCUUCAGUCAACAGAUCAUCCUCAUCAUCUGCUCCCAUCUCUUCGUCAACAUCGAAGAGCAAUUCAGCGUCAGCUUCGAUCACUUCCUCGGCGGUGUCGAAAACCGCUUCAGCAUCUGCGUCAAAGGUAUCUUCCUCUGCUUCUGUAUCGAAGUCAUCCUCCUCCGCUUCUGCCUCGAAGGCAUCCUCAUCUACUUCAGCUUCAGCUUCGAAGGCAUCUUCCUCCAUCUCAGCUUCAGCUUCCAAAGCGUCGGCCUCAGCUUCAGCCUCGGCUUCAAAAUCUUCCUCUUCAGUCUCAGGCUCAGCCUCCAAAACUUCCUCUUCUACCUCCGCUCCAACUUCCAAAUCCUCUUCUUCCACAACCGCCAAAUCAAGUGCCGCUUCCUCUUCAAGCACUGCCAAAUCAGCUUCAGCUUCCGCGUCAGCUUCGAAAUCCUCCUCGGCUCCUGCAGGUUCCGCUAAAGCGACCCUGAACUUGGGUGGACCACAAGCAUCAUCAACUAGCAAGUCGGUGUCAGCUUCGGCUUCCACUACCGCUAAAUCCAGUUCUUCCUCGGUCAAACCUUCGACUUCCACUUCUGUGUCCAAAGCAUCUUCCUCCUCUGCUUCAGCUUCUAAAGCCUCUUCAAACUCCAAAGCUGCAUCUUCCACUUCGACAUCUAAAGCUGCUACAUCCAUUUCGACCUUCAAAGCAGCAACAAACAGUACCACAUCCCGAUUGACCACUUCGACGACUUCCAAACCGUCAACUUCCACUUCUUCUUCUUCAGCCUCCAAGGCUGCAAGUAGUAGCAAUGUAAGUUCGAUUAAGACGAGUUCGGCAGUCGUCACUUCGAGUCGAACGGGAUCGAGUACUAGUAAUACCACUUCAAAGGUUACUUCGAGUAGCAGUACUAGUAAAGCAGCGAGUUCAAGUACCAGUAAGGCUGCUACUUCGACUAGUAAAGCGGCUGCCUCGACGAGUAAAGCCGUUAGCUCCACUAGCAAAGCAACUUCUUCCACUAGUAAAGCUACUUCAUCGAGUACUAGCAAGGCUGCCUCAUCGACCAGUAAAGCACCUUCUUCCACCAGCAAAACUGCCUCUUCUACCAGUAAAGCUGUUUCAUCGAGUACUAGUAAAGCUGCUUCAUCUACUAGUAAAGCAGCGUCUUCUACCAGUAAAGCAGCGUCUUCAACCAGUAAAGCAGCUUCGUCAACUACUAGCAAAACCAGUUCUACUACCACCAGUAAAGCUACUUCCACUUCUACUUCCAAAGCAGCAUCCUCUACGAGCUCGAUCAAAGCAUCCGCUACCUCGACCUCUACCUCAGCCGCCGCCACUGCCACGGCCGUUUCAGCAGAUCCAGAUGGAGACGGACCAUUCUACGGCUGGGGAACAUAUUUCGAUACGGGUCUAGGUGCGUGUGGUUGGACAAACGUAGCAUCAGAUUACAUCGUAGCUGUCUCAGCGGAAUUGUUCGAUAAUUGGCCGGGAUAUAAUGGGUUGAACCCUAACAAUAAUCCUAUCUGCGGACAUCACAUGAAAUUAUCCUGGGGAGGUAAUUCGAUUGUCGCUCAGGUAGCAGAUCGAUGUCCAGGUUGUUCGAAGAGAUCCCUAGAUCUUACUACUGGAGCAUAUGGUGCAUUGACGGAUGAUAAUUGGGAUAUGGGAGUGAUGGCUAGUUAUAUCAACGGGGCAGCUUAUAAUUCCGAUCUGGAAUGGGAAUGGUUGGAUUAA